Messenger RNA from Drosophila serrata, 1134 nucleotides. Its product is annotated as G patch domain-containing protein 11. NCBI's taxonomy places the organism in Eukaryota, Metazoa, Arthropoda, Insecta, Diptera, Drosophilidae. Gene Ontology annotation, molecular function: nucleic acid binding. The record is from RefSeq and is a predicted model, not a curated record. Gene Ontology annotation, cellular component: kinetochore.
UAGAAAUCAAUUAAAUUUAAUUUUGGCGCCAACAGAUAAAUUCGAUAACUAUGUACAUAUAACAGUUUAUAAAGGCCUUGGGUCCAGCUGAUUAAGAAUGGAUUUUGGUCACACUAUCACACAAUAGGAUAAAAACACCGGUCUUAUUAUUGUUUUUAUUUUGAAAAUUAACUUAACUCUCCGUGCUUUCAUUUGCGAAUUUGUUAUUACUGCACCUUUGAAGCAUCAAAUGUCUGACGAAGAAGAUGAUUAUAUGUCGGACAAAUUCCUGGCUGGCUUGCAGGAGGUGCGUCCCAGCCUGGUCCAGGAUCGGGGCAAGAAAAGACAGAUUGAAGUUGAAACAAAAAAAGAGGAGCAAAGGAAAAGACAAAGGGAGGCUACUGCUUCUUCUGGUACCGUGGACAAUGCACGUCUCCAGCAAUCCCUUAGCCAACCGCUGUCGACGGACAACAAGGGUUUUCAACUCCUGGCAAAAAUGGGCUACAAAGCGGGAUCUGGAUUGGGAAAACAACCCGAUGCUCGUAAAGAACCUGUGGGAAUAACGAUAAAAACAGGACGUGGAGGCCUAGGACGGGAUGCGGCCGUUGCAGAGUUGGCUACCAAGCGACAGGAAAUAAGAAGAGCACAUCUCUUGCAAAGGGCGGGCAUUGAAUCCGGUGAGGAGAUCAGCACGGAAGCCUAUAGAAGACGUGCCACUCAAAAAGCUGAGGAGAGGAAGCUGCAAUACGACAUAAGGAGAUGCCAACAAACCUGCGAGUCCUUGGAUCUAAAAGCCGGUGUUACUCUGCCAGAUUUGGAAUUCUUCUGGCCACCCCAGCCAAAGGAGGAAGGGGAUAGCGAUCCCGAAGAAGAUGAUCCGACCGAAGAAGAGGAGACGCCCAAAGAGGAACAAUACACUCCAGUCGAACAGCUGGAGCUCCUCACUGGCUACUUGCGGACCGCCUACUCGUUCUGCUACUGGUGUGGAACGCAUUACGAGGGUUCGGCAGAUCUAGACUCCAACUGUCCAGGACUGACCCGCGACGAACAUUAGUAUUAGACUAAACAAAUAAAAAGCUAGAUUAAUAAGACAUUAUUUCACAAAAAUCUCUGCAGGUUUACAAUUAUGUUACAAUAAUACAUAGUCAAAAAACA